AUGGAGGGACAGAAGGGAGAGAUAGAGGAGUAUAGACACCAUGACGAGGAGAGAAGCUCCCUUCUGACCAGCUCUACCUGUCUGCCAUCUGAUAGUGACACACGGGCAAGCGCCUCGACAAGCUUGUUCUUCGCCUCAGGGAUAGUCCAUUCCCUCUCCGAGUUGAGGAUUGUGCUGCUGGGAUACAGACAUACCGGGAAGAGUUCAUCAGGAAACACCAUCCUGGGCAGAGAGGAGUUUGAUACAAUAAGGACUACUGCACAGUGUGUGAAAAGACAAGGAGCAGCGUCAGGGAGACACGUCACUGCGGUGGAGGCUCCAGGAUGGAAUACUAUAUCUACAGAAUACACACCCAUAAUGACCAAUGAUGAGAUUAAGCGCAGCGUGUCUCUGUGUCCUCUUGGACCCUACGCUCUACUCCUGAUCAUAGAUGUGGAAAGAGCAUUCACUGAGAAGCACAAAAGAUCGGUGCAGGAACACCUGGAGCUUCUGGGUGAGAGAGUGUGGAAUCACACUAUAGUGCUAUUCACCCAUGGAGACUGUCUUGGAGACACACCCAUUGAGCAGUACAUUGAGAGUGAAGGAGAACAUCUGCAGCGGCUCAUUGAGAAAUGUGGGAACAGAUAUCAUGUCUUCAACAAUGAGAGGAGAGAUGACCACAUGCAGGUCACACAGCUGAUGGAGAAGAUAGAAGAGAUGGUGGCAUCAAACAGUGGACAGUUUUAUGAGAUGGAGAGAUGCAGAAUAGAAGAGUUGGAGGAGAAGAGGAGUAGAGAUGAAGAGAGAGUGAAAGAGAGGAGGAUGACAGUGAAGAGAGAGAGAGAAUCUUUUCGAUCACAGAUGGGUGAUACUGUGCAUCGUCUGUCAGAGUUGAGGAUUGUGCUGCUGGGAUACAGAGAGUCUGGGAAGAGUGCAUCAGGGAACACCAUCCUGGGGCGACAAGAGUUUGAUGCUGUAGAGAAAACAGCUCAGUGUUUAAAGAGACAGGGAGAAGUAGCAGGGAGACACAUCACUGUGGUCGAGGCUCCAGGCUGGUGGUGGGAUGAUACUAUGGACCAAACCUCCAACAUGACCAAAGAGGAGAUUGAGCUCAGUGUGUGUCUGUGUCCUCCUGGACCCCACGCUCUACUGCUGGCCGUACGUGUGGAUAGAUCAUUCACUGACAAAGUGAAAAUAUCAGUGCAGGAACACCUGGGGCUUUUGGGUGAGAGAGUGUGGAGUCACACUAUUGUGCUGUUCACCUGGGGAGACCUGCUGGGAGACACACCUACUGAGCAGCACAUUGAAAGUGAAGGAGAGAGUCUGCGGUGGCUGGUAGAGAAAUGUGGGAACAGAUAUCAUGUCCUCAACAACAAGAAGAGAGAUGACCAUAGUCAUGUCACAUUGAUGGAGAAGAUAGAAGAGAUGGUGGCAGCAAACAGAGGACAGUGUUUUGAGAUGGAGAGAAGGAGAAUAGAAGAAUCGGAGGACAAGAGGAGGAGAGAUGAAGAGAGAGGAAAUGAGAGACGACUGAAGGUGAAGACAGAAAGAGAAUCACUCAGAUCACAGAUUGGUGAGUCUCUUCAUCUGUCAGAGUUGAUGAUUGUGUUACUGGGAAAUGGAAAGGCUGGGAAGAGUUCAUCAGGCAACACCAUCCUGGGCAGAGAGGAGUUUGAUACUGUAGGAAUUACGGCUCAGUGUGUGAAGAGACAGGGAGAAGUAUCAGGGAGACAUGUCACUGUGGUGGAGGCUCCAGGAUGGAAUACUAGGACUACAGAAGACACACCAAACCUGACCAAAGAGGGGAUUGAGCUCAGUGUGUCUCUGUGUCCUCCUGGACCCCAUACUCUAAUACUGCCCAUCAGUUUGAAUACAUCAUUCAAACAUAAACAUAGCAGAGCAGUGCAGGAACACCUGGAGCUUCUGGGUGAGAGAGUGUGGAAUCACACUAUAGUGCUGUUCACCUGUGGAGACCGGCUGGGAGACACACCCAUUGAGCAGCACAUUGAGAGUGAAGGAGAGAGUCUGCAGUGGCUGAUAGAGAAAUGUGGGAACAGAUAUCAUGUCUUCAACAAUAAGAGGAGAGAUAACCACAUGCAGGUCACACAUCUGAUGGAGAAGAUAGAAGAGAUGGUGGCAGCAAAUAAAGGACAUUGUUAUAGAAGGCUGAUUGGAGCAUCCAGCCACGAUGAUGACCGCUGGUCCAGCAAGGCAUUUGGGUCCUUCAGAUCACAGCCAGGACAAUACAAACAGCCAGGUCAGCCGGUCAGGAAAUCCCAAAGCAAAGACAUUAUUCCUCCAAGAAUGAGUGGAACAUCCAGCCAGGACGAUGACCGCUGGUCUCUGUCCAGCACUGCAUCCAGCUCUUACAGAUCACAUCCAGGACCAGGAGAACAGCAGCCACGACCGGUCAGGAAAGCACAAAGCUAUGACUUUAUUCCUCCAAGAAUGAUUGGAGCAUCCAGCCACGAUGAUGACCGCUGGUCCAGCAAGGCAUUUGGGUCCUUCAGAUCACAGCCAGGACAAUACAAGCAGCCAGGUCAGCCGGUCAGGAAAUCCCAAAGCAAAGACAUUAUUCCUCCAAGAAUGAUUGGAGCAUCCAGCCACGAUGAUGACCGCUGGUCCAGCAAGGCAUUCGGCUCCUUCAGAUCACAGCCAGGACAAUACAAGCAGCCAGGUCAGCCGGUCAGGAAAUCCCAAAGCAAAGACAUUAUUCCUCCAAGAAUGAGUGGAGCAUCCAGCCAGGACGAUGACCGCUGGUCUGUGUCCAGCACUCGGUCCAGCUCCUCCAGAUCACAUCCAGGACCAGAAGAUCAGCAGCUACGGCCAGUCAGAAAAGCACAAAGCAACGACUUCAUUCCUCCAAGCAUGAGUGGAGCAUACAGCCACGAUGAUGACCGCUGGUCCAGCAAGGCAUUCGGCUCCUUCAGAUCACAGCCAGGACAAUACAAGCAGCCAGGUCAGCCGGUCAGGAAAUCCCAAAGCAAAGACAUAAUUCCUCCAAGAAUGAGCGGAGCGUCCAGCAAAGAUGACGUCAGCUCUGUGUCCAGCAAGGCGUCAGGAUCAGAUGCAGCAUCCGUCAUCAGCUCAAGGAGACCCCCUGAUCCAUGCAACUACAUGUACAUUGACAGGCAAGUACAGAUCUACCUCUACAAAAUGGGCACCAGGAUUGACACAAUGACCGUUUCCUAA
This is a messenger RNA of Engraulis encrasicolus (European anchovy), 3171 nucleotides long. RefSeq names its product GTPase IMAP family member 8-like. The transcript has 14 exons. The record is from RefSeq and is a predicted model, not a curated record. The coding region runs from base 1 to 3171 and encodes 1056 amino acids. NCBI's taxonomy places the organism in Eukaryota, Metazoa, Chordata, Actinopteri, Clupeiformes, Engraulidae. Gene Ontology annotation, molecular function: GTP binding.